GUGUGUGUGUGUGUGUGUGUGAGAGAGAGAGAGAGAGAGAGAGAGCGCAUACACUGCGCGUGGUGGUGUAAAUUAACGCUUCUUUCCAGAACCCAGAACCAGCCCUGGAAUUUUAUUUGAUCAGUCUUCCUAAACCAAACCGAGACACUGGGGUUGUCAUUAAUCAAAAUAUUCGGAACUCUUUUCCACACCAACAGUUUAAUUUUCACAGUCAUCGGUAACGUUAAGUCAUCUGGAAAUCCACGGACAAGUGACUGGCCGAAGUGCGAGAAGAGACGGAGUGAUGUUUUGGGAAUUUGUCCAGAAUGAUGACUGAGGAAUUAAAUAAUCUACUGCGUCAAAGGUUUGACAUUAUGGAAUGGACUCCUAUAUCAUAAAAGAAAAAAGCUCUUCUGAACUGACACAUGGUAAAAAUGGAGUCAUGGACAUUACUCCCUGCUCCCUCUAACCUUUCCUUUUUUGAGCCUCUUCUUUAUGACAGCUUCUUCCCAGUCAAUGAAUCUGACUUUAGCCCAGAUGAUUAUCCUCACAACAUCACUCACCAUGCCUUUGACCAGACAAGCUCUGUGGUUAUCACCUUUGUGUACUUUGUGGUGUGUGCUGUUGGACUCUGUGGCAAUGCACUGGUCAUGUAUGUGAUCCUUCGUUAUGCUAAGAUGAAGACUGUCACCAACAUCUAUAUCCUUAACCUGGCUGUUGCAGAUGUCCUGUGCAUGCUUAGCUUGCCUUUUAUUGCAAUUCAGCUAGCAUUGCUUCACUGGCCUUUUGGUGCUGCCAUUUGCCGUAUUGUCCUAACCAUGGACUCAUUGAACCAGUUCACCAGCAUUUUCUUCCUGACCGUGAUGAGCAUUGACCGGUAUCUUGCAGUGGUACAUCCAAUCAAGUCAACUAAAUGGCGCAAGCCACGAGUGGCCAAAACUAUCAGCCUUGCCAUGUGGGGGGUGUCACUGCUGGUUAAUUUGCCCAUUAUGAUCUUCAGUGGCCUGAACACUAAUAAGAAUGAGGCACGGACAUGUACUAUGCUGUGGCCAGAACCUCAAAAUACCUACUACACUGCCUUCAUUUUCUAUACCUUUUUAAUGGGCUUCUUUCUGCCGCUUAUUGUUAUUUGCCUGUGCUACCUGCUCAUCGUGAUAAAGGUGAAGUCCUCAGGGGUGAGGGUUUGCUCCAGCAAGCGAAAGCGUUCUGAGCGCAAAGUGACACGCAUGGUAUCCAUUGUGGUGGUCGUGUUUGUGCUCUGCUGGCUACCGUUCUUCAUGUUUAAUGUGGCAUCUGUGACUGGAACACUUAUACCUACACCUGUGCUAAAGAGCACCUUUGAUUUCGUAGUGGUACUGGGAUAUGCCAACAGCUGCGCCAACCCCAUUCUCUAUGCAUUCUUGUCGGACAACUUCAAGAAGAGCUUCCAGAAUGUUCUUUGCCUCAAGAGGGUGGGCGGCCUGGAUGAAAUUGAACGUAGUGACAGCCGGCAGGACAGGACACGGAUGGUGAAUGACAUCAUCACAGAGACUCAAAAUGCUGCCCUGCUUAAUGGUGAUCUGCAGACAAGCAUUUAGGAAUGGCCAGGAGAUCUGGAGUUACACCUAAAUGAUAACCAGGACUACUAUAACGGAUAGAAGAUCACUAUUCUUCAGUAUCAGAAAUUUAAUUCAUUCAUUCAUUCAUUCAUUCAUACGUAACGUUUAAAUCUGUUCAUUUACAUCCAAAUCCCAUUUACAAUAUUGACUAUGAAGGGGGAUGGUAUUCAAUUUGAUGAGGACUACUACCCAUUCUCUGGACACAUUUGUGAACACAUUUUGAGGAGACCUGAAUGUUCCAACAAAAAGAGGCCUCAGAGAAGUGAUUACCAUCAUGAAGAUACGUUGAGAAUGCCACUCAAUCACUGUAGAUAAAAACAUUUGUUUGCAUUGUGUUUCUGUGCACAACAGCUAUAACUGUUACUGUUUGUUCAUAUCUAUUGCUGAAAAAAGGUCAUUGACCUCAUAAGGUAAACAGAAAUUAGUUCUCAAUCGACACAAUAUUGGCCUGCAAAAAACCCUCAGUUAUGACAUUAAUACUUCACUGUAGAAGGAACACUAGAAGGACAGAAGUGUAAAAUGAAGAAUAAUGUUGUUGAAACAUGCCAUCCUUAAACAAAUAUCUGAAUAGAAUAUGAAUACCAUCCAGACCUGAGAAUUACACAUGUAAUCUUAAUAAUGUUUAAUAAACCCUAAUAAUAAAAUGAAAAAUCUAUUACUCAUCUAAGCUCAUUAUAGCAAACAUUUGGCAAUGUGCACCAGCAAAUUACAGAACUCAUUAAAAUUUAACGACUGCAACAGCAAAACAGCCUUAGGCAACAUAGUAUUAGCUUCAUAUGAAAUAAUUUUUCAUUUGUAUAUUAUAUGGGAAAUCAUUUUCCUGACACCACAUGGUUGUGACUUUCAGUUAUAUUUAUAUGACAUUUAUUUACUUAAACACAUCUAUGAGGUCAUUAGUAUCUAGAUGCUGCUGUGUUGUUUAUUUAGACAGGGUUUGCUGAACUUGAAAACAGAGAAAAUGAUUUAUAUUUGGGUGAUCAGUGAUACAGAAAAAUACAUUUUAAAUCGUUCCAUGAUUUUUAUUUAGGAAGCUACUAGAAAGUUGUUGGACAUGCCAGAUAACUUGUAAAGUUGUUGGACUUGCCAAAUAGAUCACAUGUCUUUGAGUGUCUUGAGACACAUUUUUGAGUCAUAUAUAAAUAGAGCCCUUUCUACUUGGUGAGAAAAAUAGAGGCUGUGGGCUAAAGUAAACUGAGGGUAUACUGUAUCAGUCUUUGACUGCAAUAUUUGAAAGAAAAUGGCAUCAUAUUUUAAAUAGAUUAAAUACUAUUAUGAUGAAUGGGCCACAGCUAAGCUGUAAUGUUAGAUGCUUAAGGACAAUUGGACAUGUAAUUUCCACUUUAGACAAUGAUACUGGCUAAUCCAUCAAAUGAGAUACACCAUUAAAUAAUUUUCCAGCACCGAAAAUAUUACACAUGAAUUCUGAAGAAGAUGUCAAGACUCGUAGUGGGGAAAUGCUCUGAAAUAGCUGGUGUGCUUGUGUUUAAUCAAAUGACUUUAACAAUGAUUCAUUAACGUGCCUAUAAAAUACUGUACAGAUAUAUAAAAGCAUUGAAUAUCAUAUAAAAGCAUUGAAUUUGUGUGUGAUUGUGCAAAUAUCUUAAGCCUGUUUAUCUAGACAGUGUUUGUUUAUCUGUCAAUAAUAUAGAGACAUAGAAUAUUAAGAAAUUACAUAGCAUAAAUACUAUAAAUGUAACAGGAAUUUACUUUUAUUAUUUAAAGUUAUUGAUGUAAGAUCAUGUUAAAUAAGUAGGGGAACAUGGGUUUGUUUCUUGGAGGUAGUCCAGCUAUUUCAUGUAUUUAUUAAAUUCACUGGCUAAAUCAGGUGUGUAUGUGGCAGAAUGUAAGAAAUUAGUGUUUUAGAUUGUGAACAUUUUAAAAUAUUUUUCUAAAUAUGAUGUAAAAACUGUAAACUGAAAAAAAGAAUCAAAUUGAAUAAGUUGGACCAGAAAAUGGUGUGGAAGACCCACAAAGAUGUCUACAUCUUAAUGGCCAAUAGAAUUAAGGGAGAGAAGGACACCAAGGGCAGUGCUGGCAAAGAUAAGUUUUGAAGGACUGGUCUUUUUUUGUAAAAAUAAAUAAGUAAAUAAAUAUGACAAGUAGAACCAGAAAAUAUUGUGGAAUUAUGGGUCUAUGUGAGAUUAUGUUGAGGUAAUGGGUUGGAUCUCUCAUCACAUUGGAUCUUCUAGUAAGACCUUACAGCACCAGACAACUUCAAAUGCACUGUAAACAUGUUUAAAGCAGUAGUACUGAACUUUUGCCUUCUCUGUGUUUGAAACAUUAAACUGCAAGUUACUUGCGGAGUUAUUUUUAAUUUUUUUACGUGGGUUGUGCUUCAGCACUGCUCCACUGUGCGGAUGAAUCUGAUGGUUUGAGGUAGUUGGAUGGGUUGUAUAUUAGCUUCAAUACUUGACAACAGAGGUGGCGGAGGAUACAGUUUUCUUGGAGUAGAGGUGAGUUGCUCUCUCUCAUAGAUAGCAGAAAAUAAGUGCAAUUUACCACACUGACCAUAGCAAACAUAAAACAACAACAACAAAAAAACAACUUAGGAAACUUGAUACCUAGCUGAUUCAAGUGAACAAGUGUGCUAAUGUUAGCUAGCUACCUACUGAGCCACUGAAAUAUCUUACCUGUUCAGCAGAAAAAAGCCAUUUCUGCGUCAUUCUUCAAUCCUUUCAGAUCUCAGAGUUUUCGCCACCUCACAAAAGCCAUGCCGAUAUUUAUUCUCGUUUUAGCACAGGGUCUGUUACUUUCCCUUUUUGACUGCAGGCUCUCCCCAGUUCUAGGUUUCUUGGUUGUAACAGCAGCUGAUUCCCCAGAUGUCAACGAUGAUCGCAUUUAGAACUAUGCAGAUUAAAGCAGCCAUCUACAUGACAAGUUUAAAUUCUAAGCAACUGUUGUAAGGACAAGCUACAAACACCAACAUCCUCAGACCCUCACACACGCAAUAUGUUAGCCAUCUCUUUUUCUUUCUGUUUAUGGACACGACGUAAUGUAAAGGUCUAGUGACAUCAAAGACCACGCUAAUGACCUCAAACUGACGUUUCCCGCAAAAUCCGACCCAGCAACUCAAAUUAUAAAUCAUUAUUAUAAGCUUACCGUUGCGAAUCGGGGUAAGGAAAGGAGACAGUUUUUAACACUGAUUUUUUUCCACAUAUUCACUCAAUAAUUAAUUUUUGUUCAUUUUUAACCAAAAAAAAGCUUGAUACUGCAGCUUUAAGCAAAGGUUUAUGCACAAAACUGUGUAGAAUCAUUCAGAUAGCAAAAAGCAGCCAAGGGAUAUAGUUAUAGUUAUCUGGCUGCUUUUUGCUGUCACAGUUUGUUCAUGAUGUUUGGAAAUAUUUACCACAGAGCAGGGUUCAGUCCUUUAAAAAGCACAAGAAAUUCAAGUCAUAUUAUAGUAUUAUUUGUACCUAGUUGCAUUUUGUGGGUUUUAAGCAAGUAAACAGUUUUCCUUAUUAGAAUUCAAAAAAGUUUAGAAUAAAAUACGAAUGUUCAACAGGUGGCCUACAAAUUUUACACACAGAAUGGUGUGUGUGUAUUUGUGCUGUAUAUUUAUCCUGUAGAUAUCUAAAGCUGCUAAAAUGCAGAUGUAAUCAAAACCCUCUAACUGAGGAACGUUAAACGUGUACAUAAGGUAGAACAAAUUGUUUUUUUUUUUUUUUUAAGUAGAAUAAAUGUGUCCAGGCCACAGGCUGAUUGAGUUGUUCAAGAAGCCAUAUGUGCUUGUUGAACAUCCCAUUCGAGCCCCACAUUUACUUAUACAAUAACCUCCACUCUUUGGACACAUUGGAGACUGAUGUCAGGCGAGAAGCCCUGGGGUGCAGUCUGCAUUAGGACUGAGGUCAAGGCUUUGUGCAGGCCACUCAAGUUCUUCCUACACAUCAUUGUGUCAUACAGGUUUUGUGGAGGAAACAAAAGAACACUUUAGGGUUUAACUUUUACUAAAGAAAAUUCUAAAUACAACACACAUUUUUAACCCCAUGCUGACCUCUUUUAAAUGGUCAUUUCAGUUCAAUUCAAUUUCAAUUAAAUUUUAUUUGUAGUAUAGUAUAAUACUACUAAUAAUAGUACAGUGUAAUAGUAAACAAAUAGUAUAAUUAUAAAUAGAUCCCUUCUAUAAAUGUGCUAAUAGUACAUGUUCAAACAGUGCAGUUGUGUAACCAGUAAAAUUCAUUACAGUUUUACAUGACGUCUGUUUUGUUGAACCUCUCCACUGUUCACUGAUGGAGACUUGAGCGCAAAACUAUUUGUGGCAAUUGCAGUGCUGAGGCUAUAAUGGCAAUUUGUAGUCCUGGACAUUAUAGCAUAACAGUUCACAAGUUGAGGUCCAAAGCCAUCCCCAUGGUCUUUAAGUGGCACCAACCUCAGCAAUUCCAGUGAUCCAGUGUGGGGCUAUCCUUAGCAGCAGCAUGUAACUUCCAAGUGAGGAAAACUCCAACCAGAAGUAGGACAUCAGGAUGGAUCAGGCAGGUCUGGAGAGCAGAAGGGGUCAGGAUCACUGGCAUCUCAGGAGUAUCACGUGUAGCUCAACAGAAAGAGAAAGGGAAAGAGAGGGAGAGAGUAUUAGGUAUAUAUAUUAUCACAGAAUAGUUAAAGAAAAUGUACUAUGCAUGAGUGCAAGCAGGGACUCUGGCAAGACUAGCUAUGACAACAUAACUAAAAGGCAGAGCCAGGAGGCAACAUAGACACGAGGCGCCCUGGGACAUAAUGACAUAAUGACUAUGACUUCUUCUGAUUCAUAAUCUGAGAUGAAAUAUCAAUAAUGAUAGAGUUUAUGUUACAUUCAGCUAUAAUGACAGACAAACUCAUCCACAAUAAAUCAACAAAAGCAGAUGUGCAAUGACAAAAAAAAAAAAAAAAGCCAAAUGGCAAUACAAGAAAUUACAAAAACUCAUUUUACUUUAAAUUUAAGUUGUACUGUCUGACAAAUUCACAGGACAUAAAAAAAAUAGAGGCAUUAAAAAAUAACACCAAAAACACUUCAUUCAUUUUAGUUAGAAAGUAUAAUACAUAAGUAUAAUGUAUAAUGAAUAAUACAUUCACUCUCAUAAUUCUCAUAUAUAAACAUUUGCAACAUUUUUUUUUCACCUAUAUUUUGUAUAGUAUUUCAAAAUGUUUAAAAGGACUGGUGAGAAAUAAUAUUUCCUAGACACAUUAAUCAUAGCUACCCAAAAUGAAAUCGAAAAUUCUUCUCCUACAACAGCAGCAAUCUAAAAUUCUAAAUAUCAUAUUUAGAAAAUACAUUCUUUUUUAUUUACGUUUUUUUAAUUAUUAUUAAUUGCUCAUAGUUUUUGACCAUUUGGUUUCUUGUGAUGAUAAAUGAACACUUGGUAUAAAGUGUUUGUCUCUUAAAACUUUUGUUCUCAAGAAUAUAAACUUUUUGCUUGUGACUGUUUUAAAUGUAAUGCGGCUAAAUGGCUCCCUCUGUUGCCUGAUUUGGUGUACUCGUGGUUCUUCUCCUGAUUAAAAAAUGAAUAAACAAACAAACAAACAAACAAACAAACAAACAAAUAAAUGCAUUUAUUAUUAUAAUUAUUGUUGUUGUUGUUGU
Molecule: messenger RNA, 7131 nt
Organism: Ictalurus furcatus (blue catfish)
Lineage: Eukaryota; Metazoa; Chordata; Actinopteri; Siluriformes; Ictaluridae
Gene: sstr2a
Product: somatostatin receptor 2a
Exons: 2
Coding region: 405-1556 (383 amino acids)
Biological process (GO): cellular response to estradiol stimulus; cellular response to glucocorticoid stimulus; neuropeptide signaling pathway
Cellular component (GO): membrane; neuron projection
Molecular function (GO): neuropeptide binding; somatostatin receptor activity
Source: RefSeq, a predicted model, not a curated record